Messenger RNA from Spinacia oleracea (spinach), 2715 nucleotides. RefSeq names its product protein FAR1-RELATED SEQUENCE 5-like. Gene Ontology annotation, molecular function: zinc ion binding. NCBI's taxonomy places the organism in Eukaryota, Viridiplantae, Streptophyta, Magnoliopsida, Caryophyllales, Amaranthaceae. The transcript is spliced from 6 exons. The coding region runs from base 173 to 2632 and encodes 819 amino acids. The record is from RefSeq and is a predicted model, not a curated record.
GGACCAGGGUAAUUAGGUAAUUUGCAGCGCUGAACCGUUUGAAAUCACGUGUUCCAAAAUAACAGAAUGCGCGAAACCCUAAAAUUGAAAUCUCUCUCCUCCAGCAGCAACUUCUCUCUCCUACAACAGCUUCUCUCUUCUCCAACAGCUUCUCUCUCUUCGAGCUUCAACAAUGGAGGACGAUUUAAUCGAUUUGAAUAUCGAUUUAAAUCGCGCAAUAGAAGAAAAAUUGUAUAAUUAUGACGAAAACUUAGAGAAUCAUAGAGAAGUAUAUGAUGUUGAAGAUGAAGAUGAAGGCACAUCUCAGCAAGUUAUGGUUGCAAAUCAAUGUAUUGAAGAAGGUUCAAUAAUACAUUCAAUUGAUACAAACCACAACAUCUUUGAAAAUCCAAAUAAUGAGCAGGAAGAAAACAUUGAUAAAGAAUUAGAUGGCAGUUUAAUUGGAGAAGCAAGGAAAACAACCGAUGAGAUUUAUGAUCUAUAUUGCAAACAUGCUGCUAUUAUUGGUUUUAGUGUACGAAAAGGGAAGAAUAGAUAUAAAGAAGGAACCACAAUUGUUAAUGGAAAAUACUUCUACUGCUCUGCUGCUGGAAUAAGAGACCCUCCUAAAAACAAAGAACUCAAAAAUGAAGAUGAUCAAUCAGAUGCAAAAAAGAAAGAAAGGAGAAAGAGGGUUAUGAUAACAAGAACAAAAUGUGAAGCUCAAAUAUUUGCAAAGAAGAAUGAAAAUGGAGAUUUUGAAAUAGAAAAGCAUGUAGUGGUACAUAAUCACCCAUUGACAAGAGAAAUAAGUAAUUAUCUCCACCGAUCGGAACGACAAAUGACAGAACCUAAAAAAGAAGCUAUUGAGGCAAUGUCAGAAUGUGGUCUAAGACCAAUGGAGUCUUAUAGGUAUAUGUCAACAGAAACUGGCGGAGACGACUGUGUAGGUCAUACGAUGAUUGAUCAUCUAAACUACUGCUACAAGUUAAAAAUGAAGCAAAUUGAUGGCAAGGAUUCACAAACACUAGUGAACAAACUGUAUGACAUACAAUCAAUAGAUCCCGAGUUCUUUUUCAGAGUAAGACUCAAUGCUGAAGGAAAAGUUGAGUGCCUAUUUUGGAGGGAUUCUAUGAUGAGAGAAGAUUACAAAAUAUAUGGAGAUGUUCUAGUUUUUUAUACUACAUUCAGAACCAAUAAGUACAAUCUCAUAUGUGCUCCAUUUGUUGGUAUCAAUAACCAUUGGAAAAACACAAUGUUUGCUUGUGCUUUCAUUGGGGAUGAAACCACAGAAUCUUUCGUUUGGGUGUUUGAAACUUUUCUGAAGGCUAUGGGAGGAAAGCACCCUAUAUCAAUUUUCACUGAUCAAGAUGCAGCUAUUGCUGCUGGAAUAGAACAGGUUUUUCCUUCUUCAAGACACAGGUUAUGCUUGUGGCACUUGAGUAAAAAUGCAAACAGUAGGUUUGGUUUAUUGAAGUCUGAUAAAAACUUCAAAAACGCAUUCUACAAGUGUUUAAGUGGGUGUAUAACACCAAAUGAUUUUGAAGAAACUUGGAAAUCUAUGAUCAACACUUUUAAGCUGGAAAAAGAUGACUGGUUCAACAGAUUGUAUGGUCUUAAAGAAAAAUGGUGUACAGCUUUAAGUAAAGAUUUUUUUUCUGCCGGUAUACUUUCUUCACAAAGAAGUGAAAGUACAAACCAUGCUGUUGGUUUUAAAGCAAAUAAAAGUACAACAUUAACAGAGUUCUAUAGUAUUUUUCAAGCUAUAAUAAAUCGAUGGAGAAAAACCGAAGAAAAAGACGACUUUGACUGUACAAGGGGAAUACCAACUUCAGAGCUAAGUAUGAGUGCUAUAUUAAAACAGGCAGCAAAUGUAUACACGAUAACACUUUUUCGUGAUUUUGAAGAAGAGUUCAAGCUUUCUGUGGCAAGUAGUACAAUGUUCAAGGGAAGUGUAGGAAGAACAGUGUUUUUUGAAGUGUGGAUAGAAGGAAUAACAGGAUCAAGGCAAGAAGUUCAAUACAAAAUGGAAGAUUCAACCGUCACUUGCACAUGCAAAAACUUUGAAGAAUCUGGAUGGUUGUGCUUCCAUUGUUUAAGAAUAUUGCAUUUACAUUCAAUCAAUACAAUUCCAGAUCGUUACAUAACAACAAGAUGGACUAGAUAUGCAAAGAAACAGAUAUGGGAAAGGGUUGAUACAAUAAAAAGGGAGAAAGGUGAAAUCAACAAUUUUACUGGUUGGAGAUUACAUAUGAUCAGAAGAUACUAUAACUUAAUUUUGAAAGGGCAUAAGAUAGCAAAGGCCAGAAAAUUUAUCGAGGAGAAGUUUAAAAUGGAUAAUAAAGCAGUUGAUGAAAUCAUAAAAAAGGAAGAAGAAAGGAAGGCAAAAGAAGAAGCUGCAAAGAUAGCAGAACAAGAAAAGGCAAAAGCUGAAGCACAACGAGAAACACAAGACGGGGAAUCAACUAAUUCUGAAAUAACAAUUGUGCUUGAUCCUGAUCGUGCUAAUACUAAAGGAAAGAGUAAGAAGAGAAUAAAGGGUCAAUAUGACAAUUACAAGCAGCCAUCAAAGAAAGGAAAAAAGAAACACAAAGAAUUUGGAUCCAAGACACCCAAUAUUCAAUUAUUUACACCUAAAGAACAACUAUUUUAGUGAUGUUCUUGUUUUAUUAUCAUAUACAGUUACUUCAACAUUUUUAAACAAAUUUAUUGAGUGUUUAUACUAUAGUUCUCCUU